AUGGCAUCCUCGGGGAAGAUGGAGGGGCCGUCGGCGCCAGCGCUCCGGCGGGACCCGUAUGAGGUGCUCUCCGUAUCAAGAGACUCCUCCGACCAGGAGAUCAAGUCCGCCUACCGCAAGCUCAAGACGCGGUAUCACCCGGACAAAAAUGCUAGCAACCCAGAAGCAUCAGAGCUGUUCAAAGAAGUUGCAUAUUCGUACAGUAUCUUGUCAGAUCCUGAGAAACGGAGGCAAUAUGACACUGCUGGUUUUGAGGCGUUGGAAAAUGAAGGAAUGGAUAUGGAGAUUGAUUUGUCCAAUCUUGGAACUGUGAACACAAUGUUUGCUGCACUUUUCAGCAAGCUCGGGGUUCCUAUCAAGACGACGGUAUCUCCUACUGUUCUUGAAGAAGCUAUGAAUGGAACAGUGACAGUGAGACCACUCCCAGUUGGGACAUCAGCUAUGGGAAAGGUUGAAAAGCAAUCUGCUCAUUUCUUUGGUGUGACAAUAAGUGAAGAGCAAGCUCAUUCAGGAAUAGUAGUUAGAGCCACUUCAGUUGCACAAAGUAAAUUUAAGCUUCUUUUCUUCGAACAAGAAGUCAACGGAGGCUAUGGACUAGCUCUACAGGAAGAUAGUCAGAAGACUGGCAAGGUGACAUCUGCAGGCAUGUAUUUCCUGCAUUUUCAAGUCUACCGUAUGGACUCGACAGUGAAUGCGUUGGCAAUGGCUAAAGAUCCUGAGGCUGCAUUCUUUAAAAGAUUGGAAGGUCUCCAACCUUGCGAAGUCUCGACACUUAAACCUGGAACUCAUAUAUUUGCUGUAUAUGGUGACAAUUUUUUCAAGCCAGCCAGCUAUACAAUUGAAGCAAUGUGCGCAAAGAGUUACGAAGACACAACAGAGAGGCUAAAAGAAAUAGAGGCUAAAAUUCUGGAGAAAAGAACUGAUCUGCGUCAAUUCGAAACUGAGUACAGAAAAGCUUUGGCACGGUUUCAGGAAGCGACCACCAGAUAUACACAAGAAAAAGAAGUGGUUGAUGAUAUGUUGAGAGAAAGGGAUGACAUCCAUUCUUCAUUCACGACCGAACGAACUAUCACGAGCUCUCUCGGAGCUGGUAGCAGCAGCAGUAGAUAUCCAGUUGAGCAAAACAAAACUGAGAGUUCCGAGAAUGGUAACAUAGAUAGCAGGGACAAAUCGAGUAAAAAGAAGUGGUUUAAUCUAAAUCUUAAUAGAUCUGACAAGAGAGCCUGA
Triticum turgidum subsp. durum (durum wheat) is the source of this 1227-nucleotide messenger RNA. Lineage: Eukaryota; Viridiplantae; Streptophyta; Magnoliopsida; Poales; Poaceae. The record is from the annotation of a GenBank genome assembly.